AUGCCUUCUGAAAAGAAACAACUUCUUAUUGUGGGCGCUGGAGCUUCAGGGCUUCCGUCUAUUCGACAUGCCCUACUGUAUCCAAAUGUUCAGGUGACUUGCUUUGAGAAGUCGAAUGAUAUUGGUGGAUUGUGGAAUUACAAACCUCAUCAGACAGAUUUGUCCACUGUCAUGAAGUCCACCGUAAUCAACUCAUCGAAAGAAAUGACUGCAUUCUCCGAUUUCCCACCAGAAGACACAAUGUCCAACUUCAUGCAUAACACAGAGAUGUGUAGAUAUCUGAAGAAUUAUGCGAAGAAUUUCGGGCUCACAAAGUACAUCAAGUUGAAUCAUGCCGUUGUUUCGAUUGUUCGAAAUGAUGACUAUGCGGAGACCGGGAAGUGGAGAGUCAGAUAUACAGAUGGGAACGGAAAAGAGCACGAGAAAAUUUUCGAUGGAGUAAUGCUAUGCUCUGGACAUCACGCACUUCCCCACAUUCCGAACCCAUGGCCAGGACAGAAACAAUUCGAAGGACGAAUCAUUCAUUCUCAUGAUUAUAAAGAUCAUCGUGGCUAUGAGGAUAAGGUUGUCGUCGUGGUGGGACUCGGCAACUCAGGUGGAGAUUGUGCAGUUGAGUUGAGUCGAGUUGCGAAACAAGUCUAUUUGGUCACAAGACGUGGCAGUUGGGUUUACAAUCGAUUGUUUGAUAGAGGAGAACCAGUGGAUAUGGUUUUCAAUACAAAAUUCCAAAUGCUCUUCUCUCAAGUUGUUCCAACUCCAAUCCUUAAUUGGAGUUUCGAAAGACUUCUGAAUAGAAGAUUUGACCAUGCAAAGUAUGGACUCAAGCCCGAACAUUCCGCUUUGGGAGCUCAUAUAACUAUCAAUGACGAGUUACCAAACCGUAUUGCGUGUGGAACUGUUAGAGUCAAGCCAGGAAUCAAAGAAUUUUCCCAGAAAUCGAUUAAAUUUGAAGAUGGAUCUGUAGUGGAGAAUGUGGAUGAAGUGAUCCUAGCCACCGGAUUCUCAUUUCAUUUCAAUCUUGUCGAGGGAGAAAAAUUGAUAAAAGUGAAUGAGAAUAAGGUGGAUGCAUACAAAUAUGUGUUCCCAUUGGCGACUGCGGAUCAUAAUACUUUGGCUAUCAUUGGAUUGAUUCAACCAAUCGGAUCAAUCAUGCCGAUAAGUGAAAUGCAAGCAAGAGUCUACAUGGAAUCGUUUGCGGCUGGAAGACCAUUACCAACUCGAGCGGAGAUGAAAGCUGACAUUAUCCAAAAACGAGAAGAAAUGAGUCGCCGUUACGUGGAGAGUCGUCGCCACACUAUUCAAGUGGAUUAUGCGAGUUAUAUGCAUGAACUCGGGGAUCUCAUCGGAUGCAAUCCCGAUAUGAAAAGUCUUUUGAUGUGGAAACCAAUGCUCGCUUGGAAAGUAUACUUCGGUCCAUGUGUCCCGUAUAUCUUCAGAUUGAAUGGACCAAACAAGUGGGAAGGAGCAGAGAACGCGAUUUGGGAUGUGGAGUAUAGAGCGGAGAAGCCAACCAAUAGCAAGUUGGAAAGAAAGUAA
Caenorhabditis remanei is the source of this 1536-nucleotide messenger RNA. RefSeq lists its product as uncharacterized. Gene Ontology annotation, molecular function: NADP binding; flavin adenine dinucleotide binding; N,N-dimethylaniline monooxygenase activity. Lineage: Eukaryota; Metazoa; Nematoda; Chromadorea; Rhabditida; Rhabditidae. The record is from RefSeq and is a predicted model, not a curated record. Bases 1 to 1536 code for a protein of 511 amino acids. The transcript is spliced from 7 exons.